Messenger RNA from Achroia grisella, 4601 nucleotides. RefSeq names its product integrin beta-1-like. Gene Ontology annotation, cellular component: integrin complex; focal adhesion; cell surface. The coding region runs from base 122 to 1444 and encodes 440 amino acids. The transcript has 7 exons. The record is from RefSeq and is a predicted model, not a curated record. Gene Ontology annotation, biological process: cell migration; cell-matrix adhesion; cell adhesion mediated by integrin. NCBI's taxonomy places the organism in Eukaryota, Metazoa, Arthropoda, Insecta, Lepidoptera, Pyralidae. Gene Ontology annotation, molecular function: integrin binding.
UACAGUCUGUGAACGGACGCGAUUAAGAACGCGCGCAUUUUGUAAAACGAGUGCUGUCUCGAAAUAUCGUUCGAUACAUUCCUAGCUGAUUUAAAAAAAGAACGUUAAAUAAUAAUAUAUAAUGUUUAGGAAACCUAAAAAAAUGGCGUCUUCAGUGAGCUUUGUGAUUGUGUUAUUUUGUAUACAACAAGUUUUCGCAAUUGAUUGUUGGAAUAGUAAUAUAGAAGAUAUUAAAAAUUGUGACGACUGUAUCAGAUGUGGUGGUGAAUGGUGUAAAAAACCAAAAAUUAAAGGGGACUACCAAUGCUUAAAAUCUCCUGCCGACGACUGGUGCCCCGGUUAUAAAGAAACACCAUCAUCCAAUGGUCGGUUACCACGCACGGUCGAGGGGACGGGCAUCAAUCCUAUAUAUAAAGAGGCCUCAACAAACAUUAACGCCCGCAAUUCUGAGAAAUUUGUAUAUAACUCGACAUCCGAGUUAAACGUGAACGUAGACAUUAAUUCCACGCAAAACAACGUUACAAUACAAAAAAAUAUUCAGAAAAGUGGUGUCAAUGAAUACUCCAUAACGCUAAAGUUUACGGCAGAGACGGACUUUUGUUCUAGCAAUUCAACCACUGAUGAGUUUUUCGUAGCAAAGAUUCACGUAGAUACCGUGGAAAAAGAUGCCUACAUGAAGUACUAUGUGCCAUGUGCUUGCGAAUGCAGUAAGACAACAGAGACGAACUCAGAAAUUUGUAACGGAAAUGGAGAUUAUUCGUGCGGCAUUUGCCAAUGUCAUGAUGGAUGGAGCGGUGAUUACUGCGACAAACCCGAAUGCAAAGCCCGCGGUGAUAUCGCCUGCAAGCAUCCGUUGAGGACAGAGGAUUGUUCAGGCAACGGAAGGUGCGACGCUUGUGGCUGCGUGUGUGAUACAGACAAAGAAGGUUCUCAAUACUUCGAUCAAAGUAACUUUUGCGCCGACCUGUGCCUGAACGCUUACGAAUGUGAUAGCUGCUUCGACAAGCCCGCUGGCCGGUGUCCCGACUGUCACUCCAUAGUCAUGAAGACUUAUAACGAAUCCUUGAUGGCGGAAACUGAUGAAUACGGAAGGAAUGUAUGGGUGAAAUGUAACGACAUAGUUGAUGACUGCAAUUACCAUUACGUAGCCAGUAAGGAUAAGAACGACAUUAUACUGAUGGUGAUAGAUUCAUGUAAACCAAUCGCCGCUGGUGUCACUCAAGGUGUUAAUGUAACACUGCCUCUCGUGUUGGUCGGUGUGGCGCUGGUUUGUGCGGCAGCGGGCGCGGCAUAUAUGAUUAUGAGAAAUCGGGCAGCACCGAUGCCACCUACCAGCGCCCAGUACCAAGAGCUGGACGGGCCCAAAACCAGAGUGGAAGAGAACCCCACAUACAAGUCGCCCACUACUUCGUAUAACAAUCCGUUGUGGAGACAGAAGGUGUAGUUUUCGUGUUACUUUCUGGCUGAUUCAUCGAGUGGACGAGCAUGGGAUCAUAAAUUUAAAGGUCGAUAUGAAAGAACUAUCGAAUACUUUGAAAUGUCAUUUACACGAUCCCCAAAUGCGGCCCUGUCGACCGCUGCCCAUUCCAACACUGCCUGUGAUCCAACACCACGAUAUUAUGAUGAAGAAAUUGCAUUCGUCCGGUGUUCGUGUCACAAAACUAGAUUACGUUAUACCUACAUAAAUAUAUACUAUGUAUCGUGUAAGUGUGUAUGUAACGCUCUGUGAUAUUUAAGAAGAUUAAGUAAGAAUGACUCAUCGCCCAACGUAAGUUAUUUGAUCAGUACAUCAUUUCAUAUAAACACUCCAUCACUAUGCAGAAUGUUGACAAACAGACAGCGUGUCUAUUCAUUUCAAUAGAUGGCACGUGUUUAUGAUAUCAUUAUUACAAUUUCCAAAGUUACCAUUAUAAAACUGGAAAGUAUACAAAAAAACUGAUUGAUACAAUGAUUUGCAGUUAGAGUGAAAGCAUCUAGAAAGUAGGAUAGUUGUAGUAAAUUAUAUUGAUGUGUGGGUGUUACAAUAUGCAGCCGUGGGCACGAUGAUUCUGAGAGCCGGACACCAACGGCACAUGAAUAACGGGUUUUUUCAACUCCAAGACAUAAUUUACUUAGGCAGAGCUAGAAUAAAAUUAAUUGAAUAACAAUGACUCGGUUUCCUUCCCCUUUUUUUCUUUACUUAACAAUAUGUUUCGGGUUCUAAUAUUGACUCUGUCUUAUUAUUUAUGUUAGCAUUUUUAUAUUAAUUUGCCAUAUCAGCAAACAAGUUCCUAUGAAAGAUAAAUUAUGAGAAAUUAUUUGUUUAUGUUUUAGUGGAUAUUUUUAGGCAUAAUAUUUGGUAAUCUUUCUCAUAUUUAUUGUAUAUUUAUAGACGAUUGUUAUUGCUUUUUGGCAUUGGUGCACCAAAGUAUAUUAACAGUAUUUAAUCAAAAAGUAUUAGCAAAAUAUAACAUCAAUCGAUAUUUUUUAAAACAUAUUACGAAAGUAUGAGGAGAGACUUGUAGCAACUGCAUUUUUUUUUAUUUGAUAAUUUUUGAUAUAAACGUGCCUAAUUAGCAUCGAUAUAAACGGUUAUUGUUAAAUAACUAAUGUAUUAUAGUCGUAGUAGUAUGUCUUUUAGUUUAGUAAUUAUAAAGUAUCGUCAUACUAAUGUACUCUUAUAUGACUUUUUGUGUUAUAACUGUGUUUUAAGAAAAUACAUUCAUAUGUAUUAUAUUAUUUACUAACUUAAGUAGGCUGUUUUAAGAUGAUUUAUAGCGUUUCAUAUUGAUAAAUAUUGUAAUGCCUAAUUAUUAAGGAUAAAAAACGAUUAUGCGAAAAACUUUAUUUAAGCGAUGCGAUUUUAAUAAAACUGCUUAUCUGUAUAAUCAAUCCAUGAAAAAGGAAUAAAAUUCCUAGUGUUGAUUAGCAGGUAGUUAUAUAGUUUUAUUGACCAACAAACAAUGUACUUACUUCAUACAACAAUUCUAGGUACCUAUCUUGUUAUUUAUUUGUCAGUGGUAGAGACAUUAUAGGAAAACAACUAUAUAUGUAUAUAUAUAACCAAAAACGUAACGCUUAAGGAAAAUACACUUCUGUUAUGAUAUUUUUUUUUCAAAGAAGUACAUUUUGGGCAGAGUAUGAGUUAUUUUUUGCAACAGUGUGGAUAUAUCUUAUGUUCAUUUAUUGAUAUUUUUCGAUGAAUUGAUAAAAUGAAGGAAAAGUAUGUUUCGUAUACUAGUAUGUUAGUAGAUUCUUAUACAAUCGGCCUGUCACAUACAUCAACUUAAUUGUCAGAAAUACACAAAUGCUACUUUUAAAUAUAAGUUGGGUACCUAAAUUCGAAUUACACAAAUAUAUAAUUAGUAUAGAAGUAAUUGUAUUUUUUAUUAAGAUACCUUUAUUUCACGGUCUUAUAAUACAUAUGUAUAUACUGCGAUAAAUAGAAAGAACCAACCCGAAAACCUAGCACCAGUUUAUGAAACUGAAUGUAUCAGUUAUAAUUGUAACAACAAAUUGAACAAAAAUCACCUUUUAUAUUUAAUGAUUCAUUAUUUUUAUAUUUAUCCCAUUAUCCUUGUUAAUAAUGAACUUUGUGUACCAUCCACUAAUUUAAUUGCUUCGGGUUGUAUACCCUCUAGGAGGUACUUAUAUGGUCAGAAAUAGUUACACUAGUAUAUUUAUAUUAUCUAAUUAAUAACCUUAUAGAUUAGGAACAUUCAUUAGACCACAUAAGGCCUACGCUUUUGUAAAUAUAUCAUAGACACAUACUUAAUAUCUCAAAGCUUAUGAAUGUAAUGUAGAGAUGUUGUGCAUAAUUGUAUUAUAAUGUAACUAACUUGAAUUAUAUCUGUUAUUUGUAAUUAUUAUUUAAUUCACUACAUGAUAAACGAUUCAUCGCCUAUUUUAUGCAAUUGUAAAUGUGUAAACCUACGUAAUUAUUCGAUGCUAAUUUAUAAUUCUUUAGUGAACUGCUAAUAGCAGGGGUUUAAAUUCAAAAACUCUUUCAGGUACUAUAUUGGUUUUGUUCAUUCAUAUUCAUCAGAUUGCGCGUGGGCAAGUGUGUGCGAAUACUCUUUUGGGUGGUCCUGCUUCGUUUACAUUUCUUAUUGAAUAGAAAUUAGAAACAUUACAGAUAUCAUUAUCAGUUUUAUGUUUGUGCAUAAAUUUUAAAGUUUUAUUUUUAAUGUAUAAUUGUGUAUAAUUUUUCCACAGUUGGUUACAAGUGUGCACAUUAUAUAAACAGAUACUAUGAUAUUAUUUAUGAGCUCCCGAUAUUUCAAAACUUAUUAAUGACCUGAUCACUGGAAUCGUGCUCAUUAAUUUUAAUAUCAUUGCAAAUAUCCCGUUUAUAUCGUGUAUACAAUUGUAUAAAUUUUGUUAUGUGAUUAUUAUUGUCUGGAACAAUUAUAUAUUAUACUUCUAAUAAAUCAUAUAACCAAGCGUACACACAUCACAAAUGUACCUAGUAAAUUAUCUAAUGUAUCUCGUUAUACUUUAUCGUAAUGGUAAUGCAAUAAUUAUAAUCGUAAUGUUAAUGAGCUUCGACAACGUACAUUAAUCAUUUAUAUUUUUGUACAUUUAUAUCUGAAUAAUUUUUAAGCUAGUCAAUAAAACUUCGA